ACCAAAUCACCUCCACGCACCAUCUCACCUUUCUCUCUCUACUCACCAAAACUCUCUGUCUUCCUCCUAGCCACCUGUGUCACCCUCUUCAUUCUAUUCCACAUCCAAUCCCUACACCUUCCACCACCUUCCUCAUCACCACCCUCCUUCUCUUUUAUGCAACAAUGGCAGAAGAACAUCAUCAACACAGCCCAAACCUUCCAUAACAGCACUACCCAUGACAAUGACCUCAAACUCAAAUCCAUGUCCUCCAAGCUCAAAGACUCGGUCACGUUUCUCCCCUUAAAAGACCUACGUUACUCUACAACAGCCCAACAAGGCCACACGUGGUUCAUGAGCUCCAUGAAUGACUCACAUGAAGAAGGUGAAGUUCAGUACCAACACUUCCCUUCAAAAGCAUCAAAAGGUAGGGUUUUAUGUCUAAAGGGGAGAGAUAAACAUGAUGGUGCAUGGAAUUACUAUGCGCUUGCAUGGCCUGAAACCCUACCUCACAAUUCAACCCUGANUAGAUCUAUUCUAGUGAAGCUGAUGAGUUCAACUGACAUUUUGGUCUCUCCACAUGGGGCUCAAUUAACUAACAUGUUCCUAAUGGAUAGAAACAGCAGUGUUAUGGAAUUCUUCCCCAAGGGAUGGUUAAAACUGGCUGGUGUAGGUCAGUAUGUCUACCAUUGGAUUGCUAGCUGGUCCGGCAUGAUACACCGGGGAGCGUGGCGAGACCCGACCGGGGACGAUUGCCCCUUCCCGGAGGACGAUCGCAGGUGCAUGUCCAUCUACAAAAAUGGCAGAAUUGGACACAAUGAGACCUAUUUUGCUGAGUGGGCAAGAAAUGUUAUUGAUGAUGUCAAGAUGAGGAAGAUGGAAGAAAGGAAGAACUCAGCUGCUGGUUCUAGUGGCUGUACUUGUAGCUGA
Molecule: messenger RNA, 909 nt
Organism: Ilex paraguariensis (yerba mate)
Lineage: Eukaryota; Viridiplantae; Streptophyta; Magnoliopsida; Aquifoliales; Aquifoliaceae
Source: the annotation of a GenBank genome assembly